Molecule: messenger RNA, 2096 nt
Organism: Pelagomonas calceolata
Lineage: Eukaryota; Pelagophyceae; Pelagomonadales; Pelagomonadaceae
Source: the annotation of a GenBank genome assembly
GCAAGCUCCUUUGCUCUGGAGCCCAUACGGCGCACAAGAUGGCCGCAUCAGCGCCCAGGCUCGUGCUAUGGCUAGCCGCCAGCGCGCUGGGGCUCUCCCCAAGCCUGCGUGCGCGUUCGCUGCCGGCGCGAGCAGUGAGAGCGCCUGUGGUUCAAAACCUGCAACCGCUGGCGCCCCGCGCGCGCGACCUCACGCGCCGCGCCAGCGACAUGGAGCGGUCCUACGACGGCGUCGACCUCACCGCCAGCGACGCAACCGAUGUGAUGGACGAAGAAGGCUGGUUCGAGGACGACGACGAGCGCGACGCGGCCAUAGACAUCCUGGCGGACCGCGACGAGAACAACGAGGAGGUCGACACGUCUUCCGUGUAUUUUUUUGGGAACGACGACGACGACGACGAGGAAUUAAGGCGAUUACUUAGUGAACUGGAGAGCCAGUUCGCCGGCAAAGACGACGCGGCCUCGCGGUCUAUUUUAGCAUCGGUAGAGGAGUGCGGGAAGGUCUUGGAGAAGGAGCACACGCCCGUGGCGCUGGACGCGCGCGCUGCACUAGCGUUUGCCGCGACGGCGCGAGGCGACGCGCCCGUCGAUGAACUAGAUGUAGAAAGAAUCCCAACAGUAGACGAUGAAUUAGUAGAGGCCUUCCAGGCAUUAAAUACAGACGACUUCGACGGCCACCUGGACGAGAUGUACGGCUGGCUCGUCGGGAACAGUUCCGAAGCGACUCAUGCUGGAAGUACUUCAUCUAAAACAAGGUUCGGACGGACCGUGGGCUUGGAUCUGGGCACCACAAACAGCGCAGCCGCCGUCGUCGACGCCGACGGCGCGCCCAAAUUGCUGCCACCCGGUUUAACCCCGUCGGUGGUAUGUUUUAUCGACGGCGAACUGGAGACGGAGCCUGUGGAUCGAGCAGGCAGAGUAGCGCUGCGGGACGAUGACGGCCGGGGCGUCGUCGCGGUCGUGGGCAAAGAAGCCGAACAGAUGAGAGACGGCGUCCACGCCGCGUCCGUGUGUUCUCGGGUGAAGCGGGUAUUAGCCCGGGACGCGACGCCGCGGGAGAUGCGCCGCGUGUCGGCGGGCGAGUCGGAGAAGCUGACGCACACCACUACCCUAAGGAUCCCGGCGCUGCCGAAUAGAGUUGCAGCCUCCGAAGUGUCCGCGGAAGUGGUCCGGAAGCUGCGGGACGACGCGUUGGCGUUUCUGGACGGCCACGCCGGCGCCGCGACGAAAUGUGUGGUGGGCGUCCCGGCCCGUUUUGAUGAAGCGGCCGUCGAGGCGACGAAGACCGCGUGUUUGUUAGGUGGUUUUGAGUCCGCAGAGACGAUUCUGGAGCCCGUCGCGGCGGCUUUAGCGUACUCGGCGACGAAGCAAGUCGGCAAGGAGACGGUUUUGGUGUUCGACCUCGGAGGUGGCACUUUUGACUGCUGCGUCGUGGAGUUGGAUGGGAAUAGGGCGGAGCUCAUAGCAUUAGGUGGGGAUGCGAAACUCGGUGGCGAUGACUUUGAUGCCGCAGUUGCUGAACAUCUGGCCGACCGGUUCUACGACGCGCACGGUCUGUCCGUCAAAGCGGCGACGGCUAGAUUGCGUUUAUUAGCCGAGGCGGAGCGGUGCAAGAUCGCUUUAUCUAGAUCCAACGCUACCAAAGCGUUCGCCCGCGGUUUAGCUAGAGUCGGUUCUGAUGGGAGACGCGCGCGGGGCGGCCGGCCCCUCGAUCUAGAAUGCGACAUAACGCGGCCCGUGCUGGACGCGCUCUGCCAACCGUUGUUAGCGAGGCUGGAGAAAGCCAUGCGCGCGACGUGCGCCGAGGCCGGCGUCGCGUUGCCCGGUGAUAAGGGCACUCGAUCGCUGGACGGCGUGCUGCUGGUCGGCGGCGCGACGCGGACGCCGGCGGUCGGGCGCAUGCUCCGCGCGGCGACGGGCCUGCCCCUCGCGAAGAUCGCGGCGCACGGGUCUGUCCACCCGGACGAGGCGGUGGCGCUCGGCGCCGCCGUCCGCGCGGCGGCGCUCGACGCGAGCAGCGUCGGGGCUGCUGCGCCGGACGCGUCCGUCGUCGACAAACGAGCUGCUGUGUAACAAAUUAACUUUAUCCUGAAAUCA